Salvia hispanica is the source of this 1669-nucleotide messenger RNA. RefSeq names its product wax ester synthase/diacylglycerol acyltransferase 5-like. Gene Ontology annotation, biological process: triglyceride biosynthetic process. Gene Ontology annotation, cellular component: plasma membrane. Gene Ontology annotation, molecular function: diacylglycerol O-acyltransferase activity. The record is from RefSeq and is a predicted model, not a curated record. NCBI's taxonomy places the organism in Eukaryota, Viridiplantae, Streptophyta, Magnoliopsida, Lamiales, Lamiaceae.
CUCUAUAUUGAUAUCUCAGUUUGUGAUAUUUGUUGCUAAAACUGAAUAAAAACGAAAUUAAUAUACAAUUAUUUCAUAUUUAUUCAACUACACGCUUAUUCUAAAUUAGCGGCGAAUUUAUCAACUCUCUCUCUCUCUCUCAUGGCGGAGAGUGUUGACAGAGACCAGCCGUUGACCCCGGCCGGCCGCCUCUUUCUGCAGCCGCAGAUGAACCAGAUCAUCAGCGCCGCCAUCACCGUCGAGUUCCCGAUCGACAUCGACAGCUUCCGCGCUGAAGUUCAGAGCUCAAUUAUGUUCAAACACCCAAGGUUUUGCAGCCUCAUGGUGCGCGAUUCCGCUGGCCGCGAACACUGGCGCCGCACCGCCGUCGACGUCGAUCGGCACCUAAUCGUCCACCGCCAGCCUCUCGCCGACGAUCCUUCGAUCUCCGGCGACGACGCCGUCGACGAAUUCAUCGCCGAUCUAUCCGUCUCCUCGCCUCUCUCCGCCGAUAAACCGCUCUGGGAAAUCCAUCUGCUGAUGGCGAAUAAAACUUUAAUUUUCCGCGUGCACCACGCGCUCGGCGACGGGAUCUCAUUGAUGUCGCUGCUGCUGUCGUGCUGCAGGAGAUCCGACGAUCCGGCGCGGCUGCCGUCGAUUGGCGGCGUCGGCGCGGCGGCGACGGGGCCGGGGAGGAGGCGGAUGAAUUUGGGGACGAUUGUGCUGGCUGCUUGGUAUACCUUGCUCUAUAUCGUGGAAUUCAUCCUGAGAUCGGCGUGGCGGAGAGAUAGGACCACCGCGGUGAGCGGCGGCGCCGGGGUGGAGCUCUGGCCGCGGAAGCUGACGACGGCGAGGUUCCGCCUCGACGAUAUGAAGGUAGUCAAGGGAGCGGUGGCGAACGCGACCAUUAACGAUGUUCUUUUCGGGGUACUAACAUGCGGCUUGUCACGCUACUUGGACAUGAGAUCACCCAAAGCUCUGCCCGAGGGGCUUCGGCUCACUGGUCUUGCAAUGGUGAAUUUGAGGCCACAGUCAGGACUGCAGGACAUAUCAAAGCUGAUGGAUGGCGAUUCUGGAACGCGCUGGGGCAACAAAUUCGGGAUGCUUCUGUUACCUGUUUAUUACCACAGAGGAGGUUCGGAUCCAAUCCAGUUUGUCAAGAGAUCCAAAGCUAUGAUCGACUCGAAAAAGCUUUCGUUGGAAGGCCCCUUCUCCUACAGCAUUGGCAACUUACUCAUGUCUCUUUUCGGGCCAAAAGUUGCUUGCCUUCUCAACUACAGGAUCCUUUGCAAUACAACAUUCACUAUAUCAAAUGUGGUCGGCCCUACUGAAUGCAUCCUGAUCGCGGGCAACCCUGUGAAGCGCAUAAGGGUUACUUCAAGCAGCCUACCACAUGCAAUCACAAUGCAUAUGGUGAGUUAUGCAGGAAUGGUGGAACUGCAAAUCCAGGUUGCCAAAGAUAUUAUUCCGGACCCCAAAACACUAGCAAAGUGUUUCGAAGAUGCGUUGCGCGAAAUGAAGGAAGCUGUUGAGGCGGCAAACAACUAAUGUUUACGAUAACUGGCUCAGUCUGUAUUAUCAAAUAUUCAUCUAGUCAUUCAUAGAUAAGAGUAUCAACCAGGGUGUAAAUGUAUGUAAUCAAAUCCCAUAUCACAAAUUAAUACAUCUCUUUGAACUUGCAAUUUUAAAA